AUGGCAGACAAACGCCCUUUCUUCGUCAUCGUCCCGGGCGCCUCGCAGAACCCCGCCCAGUACGGCUACCUGAGCCAUCUCCUCCAGCUCGCGGGGUAUCCUGUCUUCUCGGCGCUCCUCCCCUCUGUCGGAGCCACGGGAAACGUCUCCGUUGACGACGACAGCGAGUACGUCCGAAACAGCAUGCUCAUUCCCGUCCUCGACCACGAAGAACAUGAUGUGAUCAUCAUCAUGCACUCCUACAGCAGCGUGCCUGGCAGCGCUGCCGCAAAGGGUCUGGGAAAAGCAGAGCGCGCUGCCCAAGGCAAGAAGACGAGCGUCAUUGGGCAGAUCUAUCUGGCUGCCCUCCUCCCGAAGGGUGGCGAUGGCAAGGAUAUCGUGGGAGCCUUUGGCGGCCAGUAUCCACCGCAUAUUCGACCCGAUCCCGCAGCAAACCUCCUUCGUUGUGACGACCGCAUCCCGCCGCUCUUCCAAGAUGUCCCUGCAGACUUGGCGGACGCAGCAGCCGUCUCCGCCAUGGCCCAGGGCAUGACUUCCUUCACUUCUCCGUGCCCGCGCGCCACGUGGGACAGCGACGAGUACAAGGGACGCGUGGCCUUUAUCCGGACCUUGAACGAUGCUUGCAUCCCUCUGCCGGUCCAGCAGAUGAUGAUCGAGGGUACUGGCGUUGAUUGGAUUGUCAAAGACAUCGAGAGCGGCCAUUCCCCGCAGAUCUCACAGCCCGAGAAACUGACGGCCAUGUUGGUGGACUUGGCGAAGGGCUUUUGA
Trematosphaeria pertusa is the source of this 768-nucleotide messenger RNA. RefSeq lists its product as uncharacterized. The coding region runs from base 1 to 768 and encodes 255 amino acids. The transcript has 2 exons. NCBI's taxonomy places the organism in Eukaryota, Fungi, Ascomycota, Dothideomycetes, Pleosporales, Trematosphaeriaceae. The record is from RefSeq and is a predicted model, not a curated record.